Pterocles gutturalis (yellow-throated sandgrouse) is the source of this 873-nucleotide messenger RNA. It is a transcript of the gene ATPAF2, whose product is annotated as ATP synthase mitochondrial F1 complex assembly factor 2. Gene Ontology annotation, biological process: mitochondrial proton-transporting ATP synthase complex assembly. Gene Ontology annotation, cellular component: mitochondrion. NCBI's taxonomy places the organism in Eukaryota, Metazoa, Chordata, Aves, Pterocliformes, Pteroclidae. The annotation marks the transcript as partial. The record is from RefSeq and is a predicted model, not a curated record. The transcript is spliced from 7 exons.
CUGCUUUCUGAAUGGCUGUUUUUGUCCCCAGAGAGGAAGCGGUUUUACCAGAACGUGAGCAUCUCACAAGGAGAAGGAGGCUUUGAAAUAAACCUGGACCACCGGAAGCUGAAGACGCCCCAGGCCAAGCUCUUUGCUGUCCCCAGUGAGGCCUUGGCCAUCGCAGUGGCAACAGAGUGGGACUCCCAGAGAGACACCAUCAAGUUCUACACUAUGCACCUGACCACACUGUGCAACACGGCACUGGACAAUCCCACGCAGAGAAACAAAAUGCAGCUGAUCCGCGCGGCUGUGAAGUUCCUGGAGACUGACACUGUCUGUUAUCGUGUGGAGGAGCCACCUGCCUUGGCAGAGCUGCAGAAGAAUGAAUGGGAUCCCAUUGUCACCUGGGCUGAGGAAAGGUACAACGUGGCAAUUGGCUCUUCAACCAGCAUCCUGGGGCCAAACAUCCCAGCCAGCACCAAGGAGACCUUCGUCAGCCAUCUGGCGUCCUACAACAUGUGGGCCCUGCAAGGAAUAGAAUACGUUGUCACCCAGCUGAAAUCCCUGAUUCUGUCCAUGGGGCUGAUUGACAGGCACAUUACAGUAGAGAGAGCCGUGCUGCUGUCUCGCCUGGAGGAAGAAUACCAGAUUCAGCGGUGGGGCAACGUGGAGUGGGCCCAUGACUACGAUCAGUGCGAGCUGCGUGCUCGCGUGGCAGCUGGGACUCUCUUUAUUCACCUCUGUUCAGAGAGCUCGACUGUAAAACACAAGCUGCUGCAGGACUGAGGCUGCGGGGCCAGGCGCAGGAGGAAAAUGCUCGACUGUGAAUGGAGAGUAACCACCCUCCUGCCUCCACACCUUUCCUGGGAUCAGCCUCAUACUGAGCUGUGG